AUGUGCCGGUUACCGGCGUCAUGGUUUACCACGAAGAACCCCCAGAGCAAGGCAAAGACCCGCUCCUCCCGUGCUGGGCUCCAGUUCCCAGUCGGCCGUGUUCACAGGCUGCUGCGCAAAGGAAACUAUGCGGAACGUGUCAGUGCCAGUGCCCCCGUCUACCUGGCGGCUGUGCUGGAGUAUCUGACCGCUGAGAUCCUGGAGUUGGCUGGAAAUGCUGCCCGCGACAACACGAAGACCUGCAUCAUCCCCCGUCACCGGCAGCUGGCUGUCCGCAAUGACAAGGAGCUCAACAAGCUGCUGGGCGGAGUGACCAUCAUGCACUUAAGAAACGGCUCUAUUACUUUUAACGGGUCUAUAUUACACAUUUAA
Epinephelus lanceolatus (giant grouper) is the source of this 372-nucleotide messenger RNA. The record is from RefSeq and is a predicted model, not a curated record. Lineage: Eukaryota; Metazoa; Chordata; Actinopteri; Perciformes; Serranidae.